This is a messenger RNA of Wallemia mellicola CBS 633.66, 581 nucleotides long. Its product is annotated as HSP20-like chaperone. The transcript is spliced from 2 exons. Gene Ontology annotation, biological process: protein folding; protein complex oligomerization; response to heat. The record is from RefSeq and is a predicted model, not a curated record. The coding region runs from base 43 to 492 and encodes 149 amino acids. Lineage: Eukaryota; Fungi; Basidiomycota; Wallemiomycetes; Wallemiales; Wallemiaceae.
UCAAUCAUCAUCAAACGAACACACACUAAACUACAAGCAACAAUGUCUCUUAUUCGCAACGAUCCAUUCUUCGCAGAGCUCUCAGAUUUCGACAGUUUCUUCGCUCCAAUUAUCCGUCGUCCACAUGGCAACAAGGAGGGUGGCAACGUAUUAGGAGGACAUUCCUCAUUGUUUAGACCAUCACUUGACGUGAAGGAAGUUGACAAUGGAUAUCUCGCUCAACUCAAUUUACCAGGCUUGAAGAAAGAAGAUGUCGACAUCUCACUUGACAAGGGUGUUCUUAACGUCAAAGCCGCACAGAAACAGGAGACUGUUCAAGAUAACAAAGGCUGGCAUAUUCGUGAAAGACACUUUGGCGAAUUCUCUCGCUCUUGGGGAGUUCCACCAGAAUUAACACACGAGGACAUCAAAGCUAGCCUCAACGAUGGUGUUCUAUCACUCAAUUACCCAAAGAAAGAAGCUGAGGGUGCUAAGAAAGUAACGAUUAACUAGAUUGACGAACUAAUGAUUUUGAAGUCCUUUUGGAUGACCUUGAUGUAUUUAUUACUAUGACAUAAUGUAUGUUUUACUUACCUAUCUGA